This is a messenger RNA of Opisthorchis viverrini, 366 nucleotides long. RefSeq lists its product as hypothetical. The transcript is spliced from 4 exons. NCBI's taxonomy places the organism in Eukaryota, Metazoa, Platyhelminthes, Trematoda, Opisthorchiida, Opisthorchiidae. The coding region runs from base 1 to 366 and encodes 121 amino acids. The record is from RefSeq and is a predicted model, not a curated record.
AUGUAUUAUUGGAUUCGUCGCUCAAAAUGUAAAUUGGAUGGCCAGGGAAAUUUUCUGGAUAAACGUAUCAAACUUUCUCAGAUUGGACGCCGUGGGGCUGCUGCAGCUCAACCUAUAACAAACAAACAAAUUGAGGGUCAUGCCUUAGAGGCGAUGAUCCGUCAACUGGCUAACGUCGAAGGAUAUUGUUUUUCCGGAAUGGCAGGAAAAAAACGUUUGAAGUUGGUUAAAGGUGGGUUUUACAAAUGCCAUUUAAAAUCGGAACUACUCCAUGUGGAAACCACAAUGAAAUGCAUAAUAAAUUGCAGUGUGUUUAUUACGCCAAUAAAUAUCGUGUGGCGAGAGGGAACAGCUGUUGUGAUGUAA